This is a messenger RNA of Erpetoichthys calabaricus (reedfish), 6761 nucleotides long. RefSeq names its product forkhead box protein O6-like. Gene Ontology annotation, molecular function: DNA-binding transcription factor activity, RNA polymerase II-specific; RNA polymerase II cis-regulatory region sequence-specific DNA binding. Lineage: Eukaryota; Metazoa; Chordata; Cladistia; Polypteriformes; Polypteridae. The record is from RefSeq and is a predicted model, not a curated record. Gene Ontology annotation, biological process: regulation of transcription by RNA polymerase II. The transcript has 2 exons. Gene Ontology annotation, cellular component: nucleus. Bases 1053 to 3122 code for a protein of 689 amino acids.
GGUGUGGACUUUUAUGGCAUGCAAUUUCAUUGCAAGGACGACAUUUGAUCUGAUCGGUUCGCUGCUAAUCCGUCUAGGUAAAGUCGAGAGUUUUUUUUUUUUCGGAGUAUUUAGGGGAUGCUUUUUUUUUAUUCCUGAAGAACCUGUUUUGUGUGCGGGAGUGAGUCCUACCCGCGUCACCCAAUGAUCUGCGCGUGUAGUAAAUACUAUCAGCUAACACGUCAUUUACAUACAACAGCAAAGCACGGACCAGAAAGAGAGAUAGCAGGGCUGAAAUAAAUAUACCCAAGCGUGACGCCUCUUCGCAGUCAGAAUUGGGGAGAAGGCGGGAGGGAGAGGCGCAGCAAAGCCGUACCAUUCCUGAGAUCGUCUGGAAUUCUGCCACUUAUAAAUGAUUCAUGCGACCUGAUUUUUUUUUUAAAGAGAGUAAUUGUGUUCUCUGUGGGGUGUCAUCAAUUUCUAGCAGGUUUCAAAUCAGUCAAAAGAAGAAGACUGAUUUUAUAAGUGGAAAAUUGGAAGCAGCUCCAAGUCUCCGGCUUUUGACUAGCUUUCUGUCACUGAUCGGGAGGCUAAAUUUCGGAUUCUGGGUUUUCUACUGCUUUGGACUACCGAGCCGCCCUUUCGAUUAUCAUCUGUUGCUACACCGGCAUUGUACAAAAAAAGUGCGUGCGUACAAUAGACUGUCGCGAUGCCUUUGUGCUCCUCUUCUUAGAUGUCUCGGAACAAUGGAUUGGCGAACCUCUUUUUUGAUUUGUUCUCAUGUGGGAGAUUUUUAUUUCUCUUUCGUCUUAAGAUCUGAACGCGACGUGAUCAGGUGGUGUGGUACCUGUCUGCUUUAAGACGUUUUUGGUGAUUCUUCCCCUCUCGCUGCUUAUUAUUCAAGCCCCGGCAUUCGGAAUUUUAUCAGCUUUAAAGGGAUACCAAGUCAGUGAGUGGCAGACAGACGAGCAGACAGACACACGGAUACGGCGUAAGAAGCCACAGUUAAGCGUGCGAUUGGAAGUGGCACCAGGGGGAGGAAAAAAGUGCCAUUCCACAGUGAAAAGAGCGCGAUGGAAGAGGGAGACACGCUGGGACUGGAGGCGCAUCAGGUUGACAUCGAUCCGGAUUUCGAGCCCCAGAGCCGGCCGCGCUCAUGCACCUGGCCGCUUCCUCGUCCCGACGAUUUCUCCGGAGGCGAGGAGAAAAAUGCCGUGGCCUCCUCGGGAAGGAAGGACUCUGGCCACCCGGGAGAGGCGCAUGCCCGCGGAUUGGAAAUGAACGGCGGAGGGGAACACAAGCGGCUAGCCGGCGCCCUGCCAUCUCCAGCUGCAGGAGCAUCGCUCGAUGUGGUGGGACAGCUCCGCAAAGCCAAGUCCUCCCGGCGCAACGCGUGGGGCAACCAGUCGUACGCGGACCUCAUCACCCGAGCCAUCGAGAGCACACCAGACAAGCGGCUCACCCUGUCGCAGAUUUACGACUGGAUGGUUCGUUACGUCCCAUAUUUCAAAGACAAAGGCGACAGCAACAGCUCCGCGGGCUGGAAGAACUCCAUUCGACACAACCUCUCCCUUCACACCCGCUUCAUCCGGGUCCAGAAUGAGGGCACAGGAAAGAGCUCCUGGUGGAUGUUGAAUCCUGAUGGGGGAAAGUCGGGCAAGGCCCCCCGCCGCAGGGCGGUCUCCAUGGAUAACAACAGCAAGUAUCUGAAGAGCAAAGGCCGGGCGAGCAAGAAAAAAGCAGCGGCUGCCGUCGCUGCCAUGCAGGCCGCACAAGACCCCUCUGAGGGCAGCUCUCCGGGAAGUAAGUGGAGCCCCAGUGGGAGUGGGAGUGGAGGCGGCGGGGAAGAGUUUGACAACUGGACAGACAUCCGCUCGCGGGCCAACUCCUCAGCGUCCACCCUGAGUAACCGGCUGUCCCCCAUCAUCGCCAACGACGAGCUGGAUGAGAUGGAACCCGAGGAGGGUCCGUCGUGCUCCACGUCCCCCCGGAUGUACCCGAGUCCUUCCAACACCCUGUCGCCGGCCGUUAGCAUAGGCGGCCAUUGCUCCGUGGAGCUUCCGCAACUCACUGACCUUACGGGGGCCAUCAAUUUAAAUGAGAGCCUCAGCAACGGUCUCCUGGAGGAAAUGCAACAGCAGCAGCAGCAGCAUCAUCAGGAUGGCUACCACUCGCCUCAUCAGCAGAUUCCCCCAAUCAAGGCACGAAAUGCCGGGUUCUCGUUCAGCUCCAAGUGUUCCGUGGCCCCUCCGGCCUCAGCGGGCAAUUACUGCAGCACCAUCUACAGCCAGUCCAGCCACGGGAGCCUCCGUCACCACUCGCCCAUGCAGACCAUCCAAGAGAACAAGCCCACCACCUUCCAAACGACUCCGGCCAGAAUCCCCGUCAGCCAUUAUUCCAACCCUGCUUCCCUGCAGGACCUCCUGACCUCCACCUCCACAUACAGGUCGUCCAAAGAUCUCCUGUUGAGCCAGGAAGCAGACUCCAUGAUGGUGCGACCUAACCAGGUGGUGGCGACGUCGCUCUCUCACUCUCACUCUCUGCCCCUUCCGCAUCGUCAAAGCUGCAGUAGUGGCGCAAGGGGGGUCAACAGUGUGGGACUCAUGCCAGCCUAUGGAAAUUCUCUCAAGGUGGAUAGCUUGUACCAUCCCUCUCACCCAUCCAGCCACGGACACCUUCCGGCUUCAACCGCUCUGCCACCGAACCCCGCCGGUCUGCUGGGUGCCCCGCCAGACACAUGCCAUGUGGCCGCCGCACCCCACCCGCGACACCACCCUGCUCAGCCCUAUCCUAAUCACGGGCAUCAUCAGGCCUUGCCAGAUUCCAUGCACGGGCCUUACCACCCGCACCCUCACAAUCAUCACCUUCACCCGCAUCACGGGAGCUACCACUACCACAACCACCUCCACCACCACUACUCGUACGAGCGCCUGCCAGCAGACUUGGACCUCGACAUGUUCCACGGCAGCCUGGACUGUGAUGUCGAAUCCAUCAUCCUCAACGAUUUCAUGGACUCCUCAGAGGAACUUGACUUCAAUUUUGACUGCGCGCUGCCACAGGGGAAUAUGGCAGCCGUGCUGGGCAUGGGGAGCCUCCCGGGGCCACCACAAACCCACAACAACCAGAGCUGGGUGCCAGGAUGAAGAGGUCCAAGAGGCAGUGCCAUCCCAUCCCCAAACCCCCCGACCACCCCCCUCCCCCAUCUCCAACAGCACAACUCGCCAAGGCCACCCGAUGACCAGCUCAUGCCUAGACGUGGGGUGAUUGACCGACUGGGCAGGACGUGCCAGCCUGAACAUAUUUAUUCUGUGUGAAAGACUCAUAGGUGGAAAUGUCGACUUUUGUUGGGUUUUGUUUCCAGUCCAUAUCUCGGUCUCGACUGAGACUUUCUCGAACUGUGUUGAUCCAGAGUGUGUAUCCAAAGUCCUCGGAUGUUGAUUAUUCUUUUUGGUUUUUUCUUAUUUUUUUUGUUUUUUUUCUUCUCAUGAGUACCCGUAUCCUCUUUUUAAAAGCCCACUAGACUGCCAUGACUUACCGGGCAGUGUCUUCUGCUGCUAAGGAACAACAGUUUGGGGGGGGGUUCCCCCCAUUCCUUCUCUGAAAAUACAAUGUCUGAAUGUGAGACCCCCCACCAUGUGCUGAUGGGUUUCAUCCGAUUUUCGUUGUGCUCUUGUGAAACCUAAGGUGUGCCAAUGUCUUCUAUGGGUUCUGUCUGUUGGUUCUUUGCCCCUGAGCUGAAUGCUCCUCUUGCUUAGCGAUGCCCACCUUAGGUCAUGCUGCCCUAACUACGCAUUUGGAGGAAACGAUUCGAACGAACGCACAAGUGUGGAUUCCAAUGCUGGGCAUGUGAUGCGUUUGAGCUCAAGGUUUUCUAUGCGAGGGGCACAAAGCAAAGUGUCGUGAAAGUCCUUCCAUGCAUCCACAACCUUGCCAGACCAUCAGACGGUUUUCAGAUUGCUUGGAAGCCAAAGCCCAUGUCAGCAGCAUCGACCACAACAUCCUGAACUCACGAUGGCACAAAGACGGGGGUCUUGGGCUGAGUGAGCACAGGUGGGGCUGCUGGCAUAGACUCUGGCCACCCGCCACCCUUGAGUGGACCAAGCAGGUUGGAGAUGGAUGGAUGGACAGGCAGAGAGAGAUAGGGAGGCAAGUCAAGGAAGAAAUGUUGGAGUGUUGCUAUCAGAAGUAAACUGAGUGACCCUCCCGCUGCUUUUGUAUGCCCUCACUUUGACCCGCUGAUGCUCAUGGAGUGAAUGCCCACCCGGAGCCAUCGUCAUCACACACACACACAUUUAUGAGGUCGAUGACAAUCACGCUGUGCCUACGCUAUCCACUACAGUUCAAGUCGAUUAGGGGUCUUCACUCAGUGCCCAGAUCAGAAUGAAGGGUGGGCCAAGGCUCAUUCCGAAGUUCUGAGGUGUUGGAGUUUAUGCCUGGCACAUACAUGGGCCACAUCCAAGGAGGGUGAGCAAUGUGGUGCAAUGCACUCCACCCAUUGGACCACAGACUUGCUUUGGGAUUAUAUGGCAGGACCCAGCCCUGGACACGGGGGGGUCGGUGGGCACACUUACACUAACACUCACUCACUUACUCAUACAUGGAGUGACCAGUUACCAUGAAGUGCACAUCUUUGAGACUUGGGGGGCUACCAUAAGUGAAGAAGCUGGCGAGAACACGUCAGCAGCACACAGAUGUUGAGUGGAACUUUAAUGAUAAGAAGGACAUUGGGAAAUCAUUCAGAUUGACGCUGUCAACAAACACCCACCCAUCUUCAGGUCAUGUAGCGCCUUACACAGUGCGCUCCAUGGAUAGCAACCUUACAAAGCAGAACAAAUACAAAAGGCUAAGAGCGCAAGACAGAAAGUCAGUGGGGGUCUAAACACCCCCAAGACUUGGAGGGAGUGAAGUGUUCAUAAAGGUAAAGCUGAAUAGCCCCCUAGACAGAUCAGAAGGGUGAAAAUGUCUCAUGUGUCAACACUAGGGGGUGCCAUUGGCUGCCGUGUAUGUUUAUAAGGGGAAGUGGACAAAUUUAUAUAAAUAUCUGAAAAGAAAAGAAAAUUAUUGAGGGCUCUGUAAAAGAAUCUGGCGGCGUGAGCCGUGACAUCGGGGGUCUCCCUGACUCAGACAGAGGAGCUCCUUGCUGCCCUCUAGUGGCUGACAAUGGCAUUUUCUAUUACAUUGACUUGGGCCCCAGUGGUCACUCAAGAUGAGUUUAGAAUUCAGCAAGAGAAACAGUGGACACCUAAAGACCCCCCCCCACCCCCAAAUCCUGGCAAUGUUACCCACAAUUAGCCGCUAGCGACGUGGCCCCCCUCCAGAAGGUGUGUGUGUUUCUUCUGGAAGUCAAGCAGGUAGUCUGGUGACCAGCCAAGGUCACAAUUCCUGGCCGAAGGGAUCAAGUGUGUGGAUAGGAGGCCCCCUUAGAGAAUCAGCGAGACACUACUUCUGUCCAUUUUCACCCCUCGCUCAUGUAUGGCUGCCUGUCUCUUCCAAAUAAACAGGACGUACAGUAGAUGUGGCCUGGGCUCGUAUUACAGCAGGUUAACGGGCUUCUCACUCAUUGGCCUGACGUCGACAGGGGAGAAGGACUCUUUGAAGCUUUCAUAUUUGAAAGACAAACACCACAAAUCACGACUUGAGGAACACAUGGAUGGCACAUUUCAUCAUUCGACGCUGGCACUUUAGACGACAAGGCAGGACCAACAGCUGCCCUGAUAGUGACGCACAUCCCCUGCUCUCAUAGGUAAAGCUGAGGACAUCUGCUUCUGGGUAAAAAGAACAUAACCUGCGCAUUUGUGCAGCAUCUUCCUUGGUGUCUUACAAUCAGUGUACACACUGAGCAGGUGAGACCACUGGAGUUGAGCAGCAGGACUCUAGCGUGAGAUAAGCCGGUGACGUGGUGACAAUUAGGCCUUCUUUAUCCUCCUCCUCCUCCUCAGCCAGCUGGUCCCACAGCACAGUUCAUGCUAUACAAACACGUACGUACAGUAUAUCACGUCCUCCUGUCGCCGAGACAGAACGUCCUCAGCUUUACUGUUCCAAGUGUGGGAGGGAGUCAUGGAUGCAGUACUGUGAGAGCGUAACUAACGUCAGAGGCGAGGCAGGCCCAGUGUGGGCCCUCAGAAGGGAUGGACAGAACUCCGGAUGAAAGGGACUGCAUAACGACAGAAUUGAAAUAAUAUAACUAAAAUACUAGAACUGCAGAGAAACAGACACGGACUCAGGGAGAACACGCAGAGGGCACAGACCUGGCAUUUGUACCCAGGGAGCUGCGAGGCAAGAGUGAUAAACACAAUCAAAGUACCCCUCAAAAAAAGAGAAUAAUCAGCUUGAUUUGAAUAAUUAUAUACUAGAUACUGUAACUACAGAAAGGGACCUGACUUUGGGAGGGCAGCAGUCAGAAGGGGCUGAAGAAAAACUUAAAGCACCCAACCUUACUGGCCUUACUGAAAAAACGGGGGGAUAUGGGGGUCUGUGUAAACAAUAGAAACAAAAUCCUGCUGCAGGACAGACUGUAAAUUAUGAAGCCUAUUAAUGUAAGCAUUUACAACAUCCAUAAAAAAAAAAAAUACAAAAAUGGAUAUGUAUGUCGAAGGCACACGCUGCCAGGCACUGCGGGUAGAGGGCGGGGGGCACACAGGAGCUUGUGCUCAAUACUUGAAAUGUCAUAAUGGUGCUCUUAGUGAACAGUAAAUUACAGGUUUUUUUACAUUUAAUUAAUCAUAUUAUCUUCCCUGGCAUAUUUAUCUCAAUUUAUAUUAUAUAUACAUAUAUAUUUAUAU